This is a messenger RNA of Punctularia strigosozonata HHB-11173 SS5, 1919 nucleotides long. RefSeq lists its product as uncharacterized. The record is from RefSeq and is a predicted model, not a curated record. The coding region runs from base 33 to 1850 and encodes 605 amino acids. The transcript is spliced from 2 exons. NCBI's taxonomy places the organism in Eukaryota, Fungi, Basidiomycota, Agaricomycetes, Corticiales, Punctulariaceae.
AGCGGGCUGUAGCUCACCUGCGGCCCAGAAAAAUGUCGACAAUUUCGGUCGAUAGCGUCGCGCCGGUCAUCCCGGAGCGGAGACCGCAUUCUGCCCUCGAAGUCAUUGAUGUUGACAACUUGGACGAUGAUGUACUCCUCAUGGAGAGCCGCCGGCCUUUACAACGACGGAGGUUGGACUCCCAUCCUAGCUUGGACGCUGGCGUGAUACGGCUGGAUGACGAUGACGUCGUCGAGGUGCCCGUGGCCUCGGGCUCCGGAAGUGGAAGAGAUGCGCCGCGGCGCACCGGAGGAAACCGAUUGGCCUCCCUUCCCCCACCCCUUCCUCGAGUUGAUCCUAUUCCAGCCGUCCCGGCCGUGCCGCGACAUCUACGGUCACAACAGGGCAUGCCCCUUCGCCGUCAGACUUUUCGUCGUCCCGUUGGAAAUACAAUCCCUCAAGGUGUCGUUAGAGCAAACGCGCAGCCUUUCGCCUUUGAGCAGGACAUGGGUCGUGGACCUCGCCGAGCUCCCACCCCACCGCCGGCACCGGCCCCUCCUUCUCACCAUCAGCCCGCCAUGGGCCUUGGUGGUGCCCUCCUCGCACUCAACCGACAAAACUCCGAAGAGUAUCAUGUCGAACGCCCACAACCGCCUACACGACCUAGACAUGGCUUUCAGCUGCCAUCGUUCGGGCAGGUCACCGGUGCUCUAGCUAGCACAGUCCGCCACAUCAUGGACAUCCCGGCAGGGCUUGGUCUCGGAAUCUUUCCGCACUCGCCACCCGCUAUCCAGGAUGAGGAUCCGUAUCAGGGUUACAGAGAUCAUCUCGCGACGCGCUAUGCUCGUCGACCUUGGCACGACGACUUCGAUGAUCUGAACUUUUGGCUUCCUGACGACAUCGAGAUCGAGAGGCAUCACUGGCCGUUGAGAGAUGGCCGUUUCCCCAUUUACGUGAACCGUGAUCGGCGGAAAGAUCCCGACUACAAACAGCAAUAUACACACGGAGAAGGCAAGCCACCGCCGGGUUUCAGCUUCGACUUUGCUCCUCUACCCCCGGAUCCCGGACCUACGUUCAUUGAUUUGGUCACACCGGUGCAGGGCUCGAGCUCGAAAGUACAGGAGGUGUCCAACGAGGAGACCCUCCUUGUCUGUGCCAAGUGUCUAGAUCCGCUCACUGUAGGGGGCGAUGCGGAUGCGGAUGGGACGGAGCGGGCCAGGAGAAGAAUAUGGGCGUUGCGAUGCGGCCACAUGAUCGACGGCAAAUGCCUUGAAACGCUCAUGAAACCGCGAAUACCAGACCCCAACAGCACAGCGCCCUCGGCCAGCCACAAGAAGGGGAAGUGGAGAGCUGUUGAGACUGUCCCACCUAUCGACGAUGUCGCCAAAGUGGCGAAGGGGAAGGGGAAGGGGAAAGAACCUAUGCGUCGCACUGGCAAUAUAACGGCGCCGGACCUUGACGCCGAGGUUCACAUACCUCACGAUGACGAGAAGGCGCGACUGCCUGCGCAUUCAGACCCGGCCUUGACGGCAGCGUCCUCGUCAGCUGUUGCUUCCGCUUCUGCCCCAGAACCGCCGUCAAUACGUUCGCGGCUUCGGCCGCGCUCGUCAUGGGGCGCCUGGAUGCCUGGCCCUUCGUCCUCGUCGUCGAGUCUGAACCUAUACUCUCCUCCCGCAUCACAUCCUCCACCCCCAGCAUCGUCGACCAAUCGCGAGAUGAAGCCCUUGCCAAAGCGUCGUAACAGACGGAAGGUGGAGACGUUCACGUGGGAAUGUCCGGUGGCCGGCUGUGCCAGGCAGCAUAUGAGCAAAGGUCGUGGCGGCAACUGGGAAGUAGAUCUAAAGAACGGUCCCAUCGCCUUGUACUUGUGAAUGGGCGUGCAGUAUCUUGUCGACCGUUUUCGUCUUGAAUCUUGGUCACGCUUGCUGUCAUGAAUGAUA